GCGGCGUGAGGCUGGCGGGAUACACACGGGUAGUACAGGGAGACAAGUGGAGAAAGUAGAGUAAAGAACUGUAAUUUAACAGGAUAUAUUCGACUUUUACUAUCUGGCUAUCUCAGGUGGAUUUAGCUUCCCAACAUGCCUUCUGUUCUGGGUGCAAGCACCCCCACCGCUGCGGUCCAGGAAGCCUUAGAAAAUACGGGGAGACUCAUCAGCCGGCACCUUCAGGAUGAUCGCUGUUACCCGGACCUCUCGGAGCUCCUCGGUGUCAUUGCUCACAAUACGCCGUCUGCGUCCGGUAUCUCAGAUAUGGAUUACCCCCUGCAAGGUCCUGGUGUGAUGAGUUUCCCCAGCCUCCCAGAGAUCAGCGCUGUCCGCAGAGUGCCGCUGCCUCCUGAACUAGUGGAGCAGUUUAGCCAUAUGCAAUGUAACUGCAUGAUGGGUGUUUUCCCAGAGAUAAGCAGGGCAUGGCUGACCAUUGACAGUGAUAUAUUCAUGUGGAACUAUGAGGAUGGAGGUGACGUUGCUUAUUUUGAUGGUCUGAGUGAAACCAUAUUGUCUGUGGGUCUUGUAAAGCCGAAGGAAGGAAUUUUUCAGCCUCAUAUUCAAUACCUGCUGGUUUUGGCUACUCCUGUAGAUAUAGUGAUUCUUGGACUGAGCUUCCCUGGAUCCCAGGCAGGUUCUGGAGUUCUGAAUGACAGCAUGUCUGGAGGAAUGCAGCUACUCCCUGACCCACUCUACUCUAUUCCCACUGAUAACACAUACCUGCUUGCCAUCACUUCCACUGACCAUGGGCGCAUAUUCCUGGCAGGAAAAGAUGGUUGUUUGUAUGAAAUUGCCUACCAGGCUGAGGCUGGCUGGUUUAGUCAGCGCUGCAGAAAGAUAAACCAUUCGAAAAGCACUCUGUCCUUCCUUGUUCCCUCCGUGCUGCAGUUCACAUUCUCAGAGGACGAUCCGAUUGUCCAGAUUGCUGUUGACAACUCUCGAAACACUUUGUACACCCGUUCAGAAAAAGGACUCAUUCAGGUUUAUGACCUUGGCUUGGAUGGACAGGGAAUGAGCAGGGUGGCAGCUAUGUCUCAGAACUCCAUAGUAUCUGCAGCUGGGAAUAUUGCAAGGACAAUAGACCGCUCUAUUUUCAAGCCAAUCGUUCAUAUUGCAGUGAUUGAGAGAUCAGAAUCUAUAGAUUGUCAACUCCUGGCUGUUACACAUGCAGGAGUUCGUUUGUACUUUAGCACAACCCCAUUCAAGCAGCCCAUGGCCCGCCCAUACAUGUUAGUGCUGGUUCACAUGCGUCUACCUCCAGGAUUCUCCGCCUCUGCAACUUUGCAGAAACCAUCCAAGGUCCAUAAAGCAUUGUAUAGCAAAGGGGUUUUACUGAUGGCAGCCUCAGAAACUGAAGACAGUGAUAUCCUGUGGUGCAUCAACCACGACUCCUUCCCGUUUCAGAAACCCCUGAUCGAAGCACAGAUGACGUCACAUGUGGAUGGACACUCUUGGGCUCUAUCUGCCAUUGAAGACUCAAAGACUGAAAAGAUUGUGACUCCUCUCAAUAAAGAUCUGAUUCCAAUAACAGAUUCUCCCAUUGUAGUACAACAGCAUAUCCUGUCACCCAAAAAGUUUGUCCUACUCUCAGCAAAGGGAAGUCACAUUUUCCACAAGCUCCGCCCUGUCGACCAGCUCAGACAUCUUCUUGUCAGCAAUGCUGGGGGAGAGGGAGAGGAGAUUGAGAGGUUUUUUAAACUGCACAGGGAAGAGCAGGCAUGUGCUACCUGUCUGGUCCUCUCCUGCUCCACAGCAGCCUAUGAUAGAGAAGUGGCAGUCUGGGCCACUCGGGCCUUCUUCAGGUAUGGUGGGGAAGCACAGAUGCGCUUUCCGUCAGCACUGUCUGCUCCGAGUAAUGUGGGACCCAUCUUCAGCUCUCCUGUUCCUGGUUCCCCUCUACCUUUUGGUAGCCCACUCCCCAAUCCAAGCUUCUUGGCUACACCAGCUCCAGGAGUGCAGCCCCAGAGUGUGUCUACCCCAUUCAUCCUGGCGUCGCCUGCGGUCCAAGCUGGGGGACCCCUCGCAGCCAUGGCUGGUCCUGAGGUGGUGUUCUCAGGGAAGCACAACGGCAUCUGCAUUUACUUUACCAGAAUCUUGGGUAAUAUCUGGGAUGGAAGCAUUGGAAUAGAAAAAACCUUCAACACAGGAAACCAGGUGGUCACCACUAUUGAGAGCAGCGUAUCAUCCAAGGUCCUGGAAUCGGUGCUCCACGAGCUGAAUGGGUUAAAGGAAUUUUUGGACAAAAACUCUCAAUUUACUCCUGGAUCUCUGGGUAGUACAAGUUUCAGUACCCCUGCCAACCUGCAGCAGAGACUUUUGGGCUUCAUGAGGCCAGAUGGGGGGAGCUCGCAGCAAGUACAGCAGGAUCUGCAGAGGAAAUACCACACUGAGGCUCAGGCCUAUGAGAAGAUUUCCCUGCAGGGCAUCCAGCAGCUGGUUCAUCGAACGUGCCAGACACUAGCUCUGUGGAAACUCAUCUGUGACCAUCAGUUCAGCGUUAUCAUAGCGGAUCUGCAGAAGGAGUUUCAGGAGCAAAUGAAACUGAUCAGCUUCAAGGACAUUGUGAUCCAUGGGAAGGAGCUGAUGGGAGCUCUCAUCACAGCUCUCAUUAACCGCUACAUCGGCGACAACGCCUCUGUGGACGCCAUCAGCUUUCACCUUCGAGAAAUCUGCCCCCUCCUUUACAGCAGCGACGAUUCUGUGUGCUCCAAAGCAAAUGAGCUUCUCCAGAGCACUCGACUGGUACAGAAUAAAACCGAGAAGGAGAGGAUGCUGAGAGAGUCCCUACGCCAGUACCAGCAGAUCAGUCACCAGGCUGACCUCCCCCAUGUCUGCACACAGUACCGGCAAGUGCGCUUCUAUGAGGGGGUAGUGGAGCUGUGCUUGACUGCUGCUGACAAGAAGGAUCCCCAGAGGCUGGGACCUCACUUCUACAAGAACGGAGAGCCUGAGGAGGACACUGUGGGUCAGCAAGCUUUCCAGGACAGGUUGAACUGCUAUAAGUGUAUAACUGAUACCAUUCAGGAGCUGGUUAACCAAAGCAAAGCCGCCCCCCAGUCACCGAGUGUGCCAAAGCAACCGGGACCUCCUGUGAUGUCAUCAGAUCCCAACAUGCUCAGCAACGAAGACGCGACCGCACAUUUUGAACAGAUGUUAGGACUAGCCCAGCGCUCUAAUGAUGAGCUGUUCCACAUUGCUCUCUACAACUGGCUAAUUCAAGCAGACCUCACUGACAAACUUCUGGAGGUGAACUCGCCAUAUUUAGAAGACCAUUUGAUGCGCAUGAUAAAACAGGACCAGAAUAAGGUGUGUUACAUGGAUCUGCUGUGGCGAUACUACGAGAAGAACAAGAGCUUCAACAAAGCAGCACAUGUACUGGCAAGGCUUGCAGACAUGCACAGCACAGAGAUUACUCUACAGCAGCGGCUAGAGUACGUCUCUCGAGCCAUCCUGAGUGCCAAGAGUUCCACCUCUGCAACUUCUCAAGCUGCCGAUGGAGAGUUCCUGCAUGAGUUGGAGGAGAAGAUGGAGGUGGCUCGGAUACAGCUUCAGAUCCAAGAAACAUUGAGCAGACAGUACUCCCAGCAUCCCUCAGUGCAGGGUGCGUUGUCUCAGCUGGAUUCAGAAUUAAUGGACAUCACAAAGUUAUAUGGGGAGUUUGCCGACCUGUUCAGGUUGUCAGAAUGCAAACUGGCCAUCAUUCACUGUGCAGGGCAUUCAGACCCUGUCCUGGUCCAUACCCUCUGGAAUGAAAUAAUUGAAAAGGAACUGAGUGACAGUGUGACGAUGGGCGCCGCAGACCGAAUGCAAGCUCUUAGCCUGAAGCUGGUGUUUCUUGGCAAGAUCUACGCAGGGACUCCAAGAUACUUCCCUCUGGAAUUUCUGAUAAAGACCCUGGAACUGCAGGUCUGCCAGUUGGGCUGGGAUGUGGGGUUUGUAACUUACACCAUGCAGGAAAUUGGAGUGCAGCUACCAAGGCUGCUGGAGGUGUAUGACCAUCUUUUCAAAAUUCGGGACCCUUGCUGGCAGCGAUUGAAGAAGGCCUUGCAUUUGUUGGACUGCAUUUACAUCCUUCUGUCUGGAUAUGUGCAAGAUCCCAACAAGGUCCCUGCUUCUGACAGGCGGAGAUUCACAAAUGUCUGCCUUGAUAAGCUCUGUGCAUACCUCGUGGAACUGCAGUCUUUAGCCCCGAACCAUGCCUUACAGCAGACCAUCGGAAACUUCAAAUCCCUGCAGGCUAAACUACAGAAAGUUUACUGAUAUGUGGAUGGUUGCUGCCUGGCACUUUGUAAAUGCAUCACUGCCUCCAACGUGGGGAGAAUCACUUGGAAUGAAAAGCUGGUUCCUGACUCCUCCCACAUAAUUUCCUCUCAGUAUAGUGGAUUUGGUAGUGGUAAGCAGGUCCAGCUGUUUGAUUGGUAGGUCUGACCUCCAUUUUACCAAUGAUUCAUUGGAAGAUUGUAUUGCCUUGCCCAUGCAUGGUGGAUUGUCCAGUUAUGGUAAAGAAUGGCAAGUGCAGAAGUGAAGCCAUCACUUAGUGUUGCCAUCUUUACUGCAGACAAACAAUGCAUUGAACAAGCAUAGAGAGAUGUCAGUAAUUUUUAGCAAAAUGGAGGCUAGAUCAACCAAUUUAAAAACUUGGACUCCAAUGACCAACAUUGGUAGUUUGCAUUAGUGUUGCCCUCUUUCAGUUUGAGAAUUUGAAGCAAGUUCAGAACAUUAAUUUCCCACACAAAUGUUGUUUUAUUUUGUUUACAUAGAAUAAAUGACCAUGCAGUUGCUUGAUAAUGUACUGUAGUACCAUUGUAAAUAACCAGUUUUGGUUAUUUGAUCUUGGUUAGUACAAUGCAUAACUGUAAUUUUCAUGUAAAUUAAACUACAGAUCUGAAAAAAAAAUGCAUGUAAAAGUCUGAGCUUGCCAAUUUUGACUAAAACCAAGUUGCAUUUCUAUGUAUUAUACAAUUUAACAAGGUCAUUUUCCAUUACUGUAUCAGAAACAUCAAAAUUUGAGUUGAAGUAUUCUUGCUUGGAGAGAUGUAGUUUUCCUGACCACCUCCAGUUGCAAACUGGAUCAUCUUUCAUCUUGUGAUGUUACUGGUCAUAAGCUGAUAAGUAGCUUGGUUUUACACAUUCAGCCAAAAUAUGAUCUUGUUUUGUUAAUGUGAACAUGUCUUAAUCCAGUUUUCCUCCUGACCUAGCUUUAGAUAAAAACACAAGUCAAAUUCCCUCCUACCCAAUCCCAAAAACAAAAAAAAUACUGUGGAUCCUAAUAAGCAUGGAGUUUCUUGGGCAAGGAAAAAUAUUCUGAAAGUAAUUUUAAAUCAUGUAAUGCUAUGAAACUAAACAACAGUUGGUGCCAUGUAUGUGAGUAGUUUUAUACUGUUAAAAUUGUUUGAACCCUUUCAAAAAAUGUGCCCUUGCACGUAUUGUUGAUGGCUUGAGUUUAAUCAUUUUUGCCGUAAAUUACUUCAUCGGGUGUCAACUGAAAUAAAGAAAGACUGUUUAAUAUGCACUAAUAGGAAUAUAAGAUUUCUAGAAUUUCCGGGGGGGUUGGUAACUGUUAGUAGCAAAAUAGUUCUUUCAGCCAAAUGUCUUCUUUUUUUAUAAAUCUAAAAUAUACUGCAAAAAAGAAAGUUUUCUACAUGGAAACCCCUAUUUGUAUUUUUAUUAUUCAAUGUGUGUUUUUUCAAGAUGUUAUAACCUAUUGGUAGAAAAUAAAAUAGAAGUUGCA
Polyodon spathula (Mississippi paddlefish) is the source of this 5773-nucleotide messenger RNA. Its product is annotated as nuclear pore complex protein Nup155-like. The coding region runs from base 136 to 4302 and encodes 1388 amino acids. The transcript has 36 exons. Gene Ontology annotation, molecular function: structural constituent of nuclear pore. Gene Ontology annotation, cellular component: nuclear pore inner ring; nuclear pore. NCBI's taxonomy places the organism in Eukaryota, Metazoa, Chordata, Actinopteri, Acipenseriformes, Polyodontidae. Gene Ontology annotation, biological process: transcription-dependent tethering of RNA polymerase II gene DNA at nuclear periphery; protein localization to nuclear inner membrane; RNA export from nucleus. The record is from RefSeq and is a predicted model, not a curated record.